Penicillium coprophilum is the source of this 810-nucleotide messenger RNA. RefSeq names its product SDR family NAD(P)-dependent oxidoreductase. Gene Ontology annotation, molecular function: oxidoreductase activity. The coding region runs from base 1 to 810 and encodes 269 amino acids. The transcript has 3 exons. The record is from RefSeq and is a predicted model, not a curated record. NCBI's taxonomy places the organism in Eukaryota, Fungi, Ascomycota, Eurotiomycetes, Eurotiales, Aspergillaceae. Gene Ontology annotation, cellular component: cytosol.
AUGGCACCACCAGUGCCCUCGUACACCAAGGUCACUCACACUGCCACAUAUGCUGGCAUAAAUCCAGCUCAGCCCGGUCUCUCCACUGCGGGCAAGGUUGUGUUGAUCACUGGCGCAUCUGGCGGUAUCGGCCGGGCCACAGCCUCAUCCUUCGCUGCAUCGGGCCCCCGAGCCCUCAUUCUUCUCGGUCGACGCGCCGACGCCCUGGGCAAAACCGCCGCCAUUGUCCGCGACAGCCAUGCACAGGUGACGGUCCAAACUUAUGAGGCUGAGCUGUGCGAUGCUUCGAGCGUCCGCGACGCUAUGAACAAGGUGGCUGCUGAGUUUGGCGGCAUCGACAUCCUGAUCCACUGUGCCGGCGUCCUGGCCCCCGUUGUUCCACUUCUGGAGGCCGACCCGGCUACUUUCCUGGACGGCUACAAGACUACCGUUGUCGGUUCGCUGGUAACGGCACAGGCCGUCGUCCUGGCAAAUAAGACAUCCUUCGCCGUCGAGAACCCGCAAGUGCGUCUUCACAAUGUGCAUCCCGGUUUCCUCGAAACAGCUAUGUCUGCUAAGCUGGCAGAGUCGGUUAAAUUGCCAUUUGCCUUUGACGAAAUCUCUCUACCCGCCGAUUUCCUGGUCUGGAUUGUCUCUCCCGAAGCUGAAUUCCUUGAAAACAAGAUCGUCUUCUCUUCUUGGGACGUUGAUGAGCUCAAAGCUCGCAAGAACGAGAUUGUCGGUGGCCCGCCGGGAACUGGUGAGCUCUGGCUCGGCUACCAAGGAUUCCCACGCUUCAUGGGUGGCCAGGCUUUGCCAGGAACCCAGUAA